Messenger RNA from Rotaria sp. Silwood2, 744 nucleotides. NCBI's taxonomy places the organism in Eukaryota, Metazoa, Rotifera, Eurotatoria, Philodinida, Philodinidae. The record is from the annotation of a GenBank genome assembly.
AUGGCAGUUGCUACCGUAAACUUCGGGACAUUUAUGAACAAGAUAUCUUUGAUUUUCACUAGGAAUCUUCAUGAUGAUCAAAGGGUCUAUGAUGCACUUCGAACUUCAGAUGCUGCUGCUAUUGUAUAUGUAGCUGACCGUUAUGGUAAUAUGCCGGCUGAACUUGAUUUUGCAGUUCAGCCAAAGCAUAAAAAACGCGGUCUUCCCCAUGCUCAUUAUUUAUUUACACUCUUCAAUGAAGAUAAAAUUAAAACAGCAGACGACGUUGAUAGUAUUAUCUCUGCUGAAUUACCGGAUCGAUAUGUACAAUCCGAGUUGUAUAGCGUAAUUUUAACGCAAAAUAUUCAUGGACCAUGUGAUCGAUUAAACCCUAAAUCAAUUUGUAUGGUUGAAGGAUCUUGCUCCAAAACUUUUCCUAAAGCCUUCUGCAAGGAAACUGAUGUAUCUACAGAUGGUUAUCCAAUAUAUAGAUGCCAAAAUAAUUCUAAUCAAGCUCAUUUUACACGUAAUAAUAUUCAAGUAGAUAAUCGUUUUGUUGUACCAUAUAAUUCAUUUUUAAGUCUUAAAUAUAAUGCUCAUAUUAAUGUUGAACUCUGUUCAACCGUUAAAGCUACCAAAUACAUUAAAAACUAUAUUACAAAGGGUUACGACUGUGCUCAAAUCGGCCUUCAAGUAAAUUCAAACGACAACGUAGAAAAAGUUUUUGAUUAUGACGAAAUCAAACAAUAUUUAAAUUGUCGUUAA